Pundamilia nyererei is the source of this 6754-nucleotide messenger RNA. Its product is annotated as alsin-like. Gene Ontology annotation, cellular component: centrosome; cytoplasm; intracellular membrane-bounded organelle. Gene Ontology annotation, biological process: regulation of GTPase activity; endosomal transport. The transcript is spliced from 41 exons. Gene Ontology annotation, molecular function: small GTPase binding; guanyl-nucleotide exchange factor activity. The coding region runs from base 361 to 5271 and encodes 1636 amino acids. The record is from RefSeq and is a predicted model, not a curated record. NCBI's taxonomy places the organism in Eukaryota, Metazoa, Chordata, Actinopteri, Cichliformes, Cichlidae.
CCAUCGCAGAGUUUCCUCCCAACAACAACAACCACACCACUUCUGCUUUCACUGCGCUGCACUGAUUUGAAUAAAUAAAAAACAAAAAAGAAAUGCCGUAGCUCGGUGCCCCUCCUGUGACACCUGGACACAGUUCCGGAUUUAUUCACAGUGACCGCAGCACAAAUCUCCGCAGCCUUCCGCCGACUUCAAACGGGCGCUCGCCCCUGGAGCCUGAUAAACCAACGAGGCACUGCAGCAGGACAGAGGAUUCACUUUGUUCCUAUCAGCUGAGUCAUUCAGAGGGAAAACAAAGAAGAGCUUUGAAGAAAUGAACAUACAAGUGUCAUAAGUGUGCUGAGGAAUGGGGAGCCUGAAGUGAUGGAGAUUCCAGAGGCAAGCCUCGCAGAUGAGCAGGCUCCCACAUCUCCAGACCGAGGACUCCUCCAUGUUUGGCAUUCAGCGGGCCACAGCAGGCAGCUCUGUCCAGAUAGGGUGCUGCUGUCCAGGCCCGUUCUGCAGGUCUCCCUGGGGGAACACCACGGCCUCCUGCUCGCACAGGGUGGUCAGGUGUAUUCAUUUGGAGAGCUUUUAUGGAGGGAUCUGAGCGUCCCCGUGUCUGCUCCGGUGCCAGAGGUCUCUCUGCUGGGAAAGACGGUGGUCCGUGUGGCUGCUGGCGGCUUCCACUGCGGUGCACUGAGCGAGCAGGGUAGCGUCUACAUGUGGGGGGAGAAUACUGCAGGACAGUGUGGGCAAACAGAGAAGGGUACAGUCACAAACAUCACCGUUCCAGAGCCUUGUCCUGUCAGCGUGGUGGACGGUGAGGUCGUUCCUCCAGUGGUGGUUCGAAUUGUGGACCUUGCCUGUGGACGGGAACACAGCCUGGCUCUGUCAGCUCAGAACGAGCUGUGGGCGUGGGGUAGUGGCUGCCAACUCGGCCUGGUCACCAACACCUUCCCUGUGGGGAAACCACAGAAGGUGGAACACUUGGCAGGCAGACAUGUGAUUCAGGUGGCCUGCGGUGCAUACCACAGCCUGGCUCUUGUCCGCAGGUUACCUCCUCAGGACUAUAAUACCCAGCAUGCCCCUAAGAAGAAGGAGCGAGGCCAGUCACCCCACUACUCGGUGACAGAGAGGGAGGAGCUCUCAGCAGUUGAGGAUUCUCAUUACUGCCCACUCGGAGUGGAGUUAACUGAAGUGAUGAAAGGAGAGACGUCUUUCCAAGUUCGAGGACCCAGACGAAGGCUCCGGGCUGGAGCAACAUCAGCAAGCAGCAGUCCUGGUUCUGAUGACAGCAAAUCUAACACUAAACACCCAACCCUUGAAUCUCAGGGUCAAACUGACAGUGUAACAGAGACUGACGGCAGCCCAAAAGUGCACUUGCUGUCAGGCUGGAGAACCAACAAGAACUUCUCUGAAGACCUGGAGUUGCAAAAUCUCCUUGAGGAACUCUCUGAUCAGUCAUUAGAUAAACAAGACACUGACUCACUGAGCAGCCACACCUCAGACGACAGCUGCAUUUCCUCAACUCCUUCCUCUGACCUGCUGACUUCCAGUUACAAAGAUGACUUAAAUACAAAGAGACAAAUGCACAAUAACAGUGGACUGUCUGGGUCACACUCCUCUUCCCCAGUGUGUCUGAAUGAAGUUCGACUCUGUCUGGAGAAGGAAAAGCCGUCCCUGCAGGGACUGAAGAGCUCUAGUCUCACAAACAUACACCAGAAGGGGAAAACGGCAACGAGCAGGAGAAGCUCGCUUCCUGGAACACCCACCCACGGGUCUCCUCGGAGGCGACACCCUUGUGCUUGCAGGCCGUCCUCAGCUGGUGGGGCUCCGGCUGGAGCACCAGAGGAGGCAGAAGAUGGCCUGCCAUUUCUGGAGACAGAGAUUUGGAGCUGGGGCCGUGGCUCUGAGGGACAACUUGGUCAUGGAGAUCAGCUCGCCAGACUCCAGCCUCUAUGCAUCAAGUCUUUAACAGGUGAAGAAGUGAUCAAAGUUGCUGCAGGCUCGCACCAUUCACUGGCUCUCACUGCUCAGUGCCAGGUGUACUCAUGGGGCAGCAACAUGUGUGGACAACUCGGCCACGUGAACAGCCCCGUCACUGUCCCUCAGCAGGCGAAGCUGUCUGAUGGGCUUCGUGUUUGGGACUUGUCAGCCGGUCAGAGCCACACCCUGCUCCUGGCUGAUGGAGACUGUGUGCAGCCAGUCCUGUUGUACUGCGGCCAACAGAAGGAGCCAGUGCAAACUGAGAGGCUAAACCAGAGUGAAAGCUCAAGCAAGAGGUCACCCAACAGAGUGGAGCGUUAUACAGUCAUGCCCACCCUGCUGCCCUUCUGCAUUGAGAUGGGUUACGUUAGCAGUGUGUGCAGUGGAGGUCAGAGCUGUGCGGUGCUGGCAGACCACAAUGUCAUGGGUUUUAUUUCUGCUAUCCACGAGCUGGCCUCCAGAGAGAGGCAUUUGUACUGUUGGUGCAGCAGCGUCAGGAAGAUCCUCCUCACCCCUCUGCGUAAAAGAGAAAGUUUGUGUCCAGUGUUGGGUGAGCAGUGCUCUCAUCUCUUCUUCUCUCUCUGUGAGAGUUUUGUUCAGCUGAGCACCCUGAUUGGCCAACAUGCCACAGCACUCACCUACUUCCUGCAUAACGUGCAGGGCUGUGAUGUCACUACCCUUCCCCUGCUGACACACACAGAGUAUUUCAUUGACACAUACAAAAGGUUUUUUUCUUCACUUGGUGAUUUCCAAGUAAUGGGCGGAUUCCAACCACUUCACAAACUCUCGCUUGAGAGUUUAGGCUUUCGGCAGACUUUGCUCACUCAGCUGUCCGUAUCAGAUCAGUCAGCCAGUGGUGAUGUUGAUCUGGUUUCAAUGUUGUACUGGCCUCUGCAGCAGCUCCACCAGUACAGCCGAGCCCUGCUCAAACUGGCGGCCUGCUAUGAUGUGUUAACUGUGGAGUAUAAGUCCCUUGAUCAGGGUCAUAAAGAUUGCGAGUCCCUGUCUUCAUCACUGCUAAGAAGGAAGAAGGAGGCUGAAACCACCUUCCUGUUCUGGAAGACCCACUCUGGCAAAACUACUGAGUGCCUGCGUCUUCCUAGGCGUCGUGUGGUCUGUGAAAGCAGCAACCGAUCUCUGACUCUGCAGAACGCCGGGCGGUUCUCAAAUCACUGGUUCAUAUUGUUCAAUGACGCCCUGGUGCACACACAGGGUACAAUUCCCUCUCAGAGCUUCUUCUCCACUCAUCACGUCUACCCUCUGACCUGUUUGUGGGUGAAACCGGUCACUGAAAACGGCAGCGGACUUCAUGCCCUCAAAAUAACAUGUCCAGAGGAGAGUUUCACCCUGGUGGCCUCAACACCGCAGGAAAAGAACAAGUGGUUACGAUCUCUUAACCAGACAGUGGAUCAGAUACUGGGCGGCGGAGGUCAGGGGUCGUCACCAGCAAUGACUCGCACGGCCUCCUACACGUUCACGGCAGACGAACGGUUCAAAGAUGGUCAGUACACCGGGAGCUGGUUGGCAGGACGGGUUCAUGGCAGAGGAACCAUGAAGUGGCCGGAUGGGCGACUGUACAAGGGGAACUUCAAGAAUGGACUGGAGGAUGGCUAUGGAAAUUGUGUGAUUCCUAAUAAACUACUGAAUAAAACCGACACCUACCAAGGACAGUGGAGAGAGGGCAAGAUCCAUGGUUUUGGCAAGUACAAGUAUGCAAGUGGCGAGGUGUAUGAGGGCUGUUUCUGCGAUGGGCAGCGGCACGGUUACGGCAUGCUGAGCUCUGGGAAACUGGCGAGGAAUUCCUCCAGUGUUUUUAUCGGGCAGUGGGUCCACGACAAGAAGACAGGAUAUGGCGUCUACGAUGACAUCACAAGAGGUGAGAAGUACAUGGGCAUGUGGCUGGAUGACCAGCGGCAUGGUAGUGCGGUCGUCAUCACGCAGCACAGUGUGUACUUUGAAGGAACUUUCAGAGAGAACAAAAUGAGCGGUCCGGGUUUGCUGAUGUCAGACGAUGACACAGUUUUUCAUGGGGAGUUCACUGACGACUGGACCAUCAGCGGGAAGGGGAUUUUAACCAUGCCUAAUGGUGACAGUCUGGACGGCCAGUUCAGUGGAGAGUGGAGCUCAGGGCUGAAGGUGGUUGGAACGUACACAAAGCCAGGCAUUGUUGAACCUCCAAACAAGGAGAAGAACGGCCUGAGCAGACUGGGUCAGUACGCCGUGCCGGCAGAUCAGAGGUGGAUCUGUGUGUUUGAUGAAUGUUGGAGUCGGCUUGGCUGCGACGCUGCUGGGAAAGGAGAGAGGACAACGGCCUGGGAGAACAUCGCUGUUACAAUAACAACUGCACGACGGCAGAGCCCAGACCUCAGCAGGUCUCAGACCAAAGUCCUGGAGUGUCUGGAGUUUAUUCCUCAGUAUGAAGAACCUGUCACUGCAGCAAACUACGACAACAUACGAAGAUACCUCACCAAGGCAUGUGAGACCCCCCACCACCCUCUAGGCUGGCUGGUGGAGACGUUGGUGACAGCGUACAGAAUGACGUACGUCGGUGUGGGAUCAAACCGCAGGCUGCUCAGGCAGGCGGUCCAAGAAGUCCUGGCCUACCUCACGCAUUUCUACGGCGUCAUCAGGUUUUUAUUCCCAGGAUUACCGGACGAUGGCAGCGUCCUCCCAGAUGCCCCCACCUCUCCAUCUAAGAGCAGACGCAACUCUUACACAACAGGGCAUGGCUGUGUUAUGGUGGUGAGCUCCUCCUCUCUCCUCCUCCCUCUGCUGCUCCCUCGACUCUAUCCUCCUCUCUUUACUCUGUACUCCCUGCAGGAGGAGCAGGAGGAAACUGAGUACUGGGAGCGCAUCCUCCGACUCAACAAACAGCCUGACCAAUCGCUGCUCAGCUUCCUGGAAGUGCAGGAGAAGUUCUGGCCGCUGUGGAUGUCAAUUCUUGGGGAGAAAAAGCAGAUUGUGUCCAGCAGCAAAGACGCCUGUUUUGUUUCUGCUGUAGAAACACUCCAGCAGAUCAGCACCAGAUUCACUCCGUCAGACAAGCUGAUGGUGAUCCAGAAGUCGUUUGAGGAGCUGACCCUGGAGGUGAAACCUCUGCUGCAUGGUGACUUCCUCUGGUGCAUGGAUGAUCUGUUCCCACUCUUCCUUUAUGUGGUGCUCAGAGCCAGGAUCCGAAACCUGGGAGCUGAAAUCAGCCUCAUAGAAGAUUUGAUGGAUCCCAACAUUCAGCACGGAGAGCUGGGACUGAUGUUCACAACACUAAAGGCCUGUUACAUCCAGAUCCAGCGGGAGACGAACACGUAGGAGACAGGAGGAUGCCACGCGCUGACAGGAAGUGCCAUAACCAAACCGAAGCCGCAGCGAGGCUGCAGACGUGCACAGCAAAGGGAAUGUGGGAGCUAAACCUCUGAGCAGGAGGAGGUCUGACCCCUCUCAUUAACUCCACUUUUUUCUAUCCAACAACCUCAGCAGGUCUGUAAACAGUGGGAGCGUAGCGCCCUCUUCUGGACAGGCUGCGACACUGCUCCUUCAUUUUCAAAUGCACUUUGACAUACGUGUCAGUUUAACUUCCAUUUGAGUUUCCGAACUAUUUAAUGAAAAUUUUAUUUUACAGUGUUUCCCUGACUGCUGAAUAUACAGUGUAUAUUAUACCGAUUUCAUCUGCUAACUACAUCAUAGAUGAUAAACAUAACUGUGUUUUAAAGGGAAAAGUCGGUGCUAAUAACUGCAAUAACGAUGUAAAUAUUUUUCUAAGGGUGAAAGAGUUUUCAAAAGGGAUCUUUAAGGCUGUUAAUGCUACGAUCGUUGUUUUUAUUUAGCUGAAUUUGAAUGCAGUGGAAAACCAGGGAGAGAGAUGACGAGUGUGUUCUUGGUAGCAGAUUUUGGAUGAAUACACUGUUGAAGGCUAAUGUGGGCUACAGUGCAGGUACUUACUGAACGUGCAGCAUGUGUCAGCUGCAGUUAAAGUUAAAGUGUGGCUCUAAACCAGAAUUAUGUGCUGCUGCUGCUUUGUGAGGCUGAACGAUUUUUCUCCGUUUUAGCUCAAUUUUAUUUUGAGUGUGAGUGACGCGCUCACUUUUCACUGAGCAGCCGAAUGAGACAGAGCUCGAUCAAACUGGGCAUCCCGCCGAUGCCGAUGCACAUUAACAAACUAAAACUGUAACUCUGACACACAAACAUAACUCUGAUCUCCUACAGCUCUGAUAUUUUUAACCAGGAUAAAGUGACCAGCAGGAUUACUGAUUUUGGUCCUUCGCUGAACAGGAUGAACAAGCUCAGCAUAAAGGAAACUUUCAUUCUUUUAAUCUGAGUGCUUCUUCUCUUAUUCUGUGUUCAUGUUUAAGAAUAUCAUCUUCAGAUCCAGGAACGCCGAGUUUUCUGGGCUUUAGUUUACUUCCACGUUCAGCCGGCGAAAGUGUGCAAAAGGAAUCUGCGUCUGUCAUGUUUUUGUAUCAAGCUGCAUGAAAGGAACAUUUCAGGGUUUUUCUUUUGUUUUGGGGUUUCUGUUUGUGUGUUUUAUUUUGUUUUAUGUUAUUAAGAAAAGCAACUUUGCAACAUUUCCAAAAAGUUUGACAGCAAAGUUCAUGAACAUCUCAAUUCAGAGAAAAUGGUGCGCACAUGCACGUCAUAAUUGUUACUGUGUGUGUUUUAAUGCAGAGCCAGAUUUUUUUUAAAACACAUUUGUCCAGCUAGUUAAUGAAACUUUUAGGUUGUUUUGAUCCCUUGAAGCUGACUCAGAAUAAUAUUUUUUUUUAAUGUUGUGUCCUUGUGUGUUCAAGGAAAAAAA